AUGAUAAUGGCCGGCCGUCGGGUGUUUGCCCUGCAUCCGUUUGCGGCUGUUUUCAGUCCAGGGGACCUGGUGGCGGGGAGGCUCCUCAAGUCGUACUACUGGUUGCGGGUGCCAGGGAUGACGCUGGGGACCGUCCGUCUUGCUUGCUUUUUGCCGUGUGCAGCUAUAAACAGUGUCCGCAUUGGCCUCGUCUGUCAUACCAAGCAGACACUCUUUUCUGUGCUUCCACGUUCGCCUGGUUUCGCAUUGGUAGGGCGAGUAGAUGAACUGGCUGCGAUUUUGCCUGCCCUUUCGUCAGGUCGGAUGCUUCUCCAUGUCAGUUCUACGAUUUGUCCUCCGGUGAAGGAAAUAGAUAUGAACGCCGGCUCCACUCCCGGCUCCAAAUACGACCUAGUGGUUAUCGUCAAGACGGCAGUUUACAACUUUCACAAUCGUCAAACAUUCCGCAGUCUGUACGCUUCUAUUAACAACUUCAGUGCACCUACUAGACAUCCCUUCCGAAUAGGCAUCGUAUUUUCCGUUGGUCUACCAAGAAGAUCCGGUAAUCGAACAUUCGAGCGUGAUGGAUUUAAUGUGACCCUGCCCGAUCGAGCUGGAGAGGUGCUCAAAGACAUCGAACACACUCAUCCUCUCAUUAUUCGGCGUCUACAGGAAGAGAUAUUGCAGUAUAAUGAUCUCCUAGUAGGCGACUAUGAAGACACAUAUUACAACCUUACAACCAAAAUGAUGACUGCUUUCCAAUGGGCUGCCAGGUUUUGCCGAAACGAACGACCCGGCUUCCUCUUCUUGGACGACGACUACGGCUUCCACCCGACAAAUCUACGUCGCUUUCUUGCGCGCCUAGGAGCAGACUGGCGAGAGCGCAUGGUCGUCGGUCUAGAAUUUAACAAACCUCCGACUGUCCGCUACGGCAACGAUGCCAGAACUGACAAAUGGGCGCUCUCAAAGCGUGAGAUGCCCUGGCCCCGCCUUCCACCAUACAGUUCUGGUCGCUUCUACUUCCUGGGUUAUGAACAGUUGGAGAAGCUGGCCAUCACUAUGCUCUUCACUCGCCCUAUCCCUAUUGACGACGUCUGGUUGGGCCUGGUUAUGACGAAGUUGGAUAUGCGCUUCCAG
Molecule: messenger RNA, 1116 nt
Organism: Dibothriocephalus latus
Lineage: Eukaryota; Metazoa; Platyhelminthes; Cestoda; Diphyllobothriidea; Diphyllobothriidae
Source: the annotation of a GenBank genome assembly